Phycodurus eques (leafy seadragon) is the source of this 2287-nucleotide messenger RNA. RefSeq names its product PR domain zinc finger protein 12-like. Gene Ontology annotation, cellular component: nucleus. NCBI's taxonomy places the organism in Eukaryota, Metazoa, Chordata, Actinopteri, Syngnathiformes, Syngnathidae. The record is from RefSeq and is a predicted model, not a curated record. Bases 1 to 1221 code for a protein of 406 amino acids. The transcript is spliced from 5 exons. Gene Ontology annotation, molecular function: histone methyltransferase binding. Gene Ontology annotation, biological process: neurogenesis.
AUGGGCUCCGUGCUGCCCGCCGAAGCUUUGGCCCUCAAGUCUGGAUUUAAGUGUCCGGCCCGAGCGGCGCUGUCGGACGUGAUCACGUCGGACGUCCUGCACAGCUUCCUGUACGGCCGCUGGAGGAACGUCCUGCAGGGGGGCGAGCACCUGCAGGCCGCCGACGGCUGCACCAGGACCGCCUUCACCGCCGAAGUGCUGGCGCAGUCCUUUGCUGGAGAGGUGCAGAAGUUGUCCAGCCUGGUGCUCCCCACCGAGGUAAUCAUCGCGCAGAGCUCCAUCCCAGGAGAAGGUCUGGGAAUCUUCUCCAAGACCUGGAUCAAGGCCGGUACCGAGAUGGGCCCCUUCACGGGCAAAGUCCUGUCCCCGGAACACGUGGACCUGCUCAAGAACAACAACUUGAUGUGGGAGGUGUUUAACGAGGAUGGCACUGUCAGGUACUUCAUCGAUGCCAGCCAGGAGGACCAACGCAGCUGGAUGACUUAUAUCAAGUGCGCCCGCAACGAGCAGGAACAGAACCUGGAAGUGGUCCAGAUCGGCAGCAGCAUCUAUUACAAGGCCGUGGAGACUAUCCCACCAGACCAGGAGCUGCUGGUGUGGUAUGGAAACACUCACAACACAUUCCUGGGCAUCCCCGGAGUGCCGGGAACAGACGAAGAGCAGCAGCAGCAGCAGCAGCAGAAGAAGAACAGAAAUGAUGACUUGCAAUCCUGCGAGUUCUCGUGCUCGCCGCCCUCUUCCUCCUCCUCCUCCUCCUCCUCCUCCUCCUCUUGCUCCUCCUCCUCCUCCGCUUGCACGGCCGGGCUCCUCACUUCAGGGCGCAUGCGCUGCGUCAUCUGCCACCGCGGCUUCAACUCGCGCAGCAACCUGCGCUCGCACAUGCGCAUCCACACGCUGGACAAGCCGUUCGUGUGCCGCUUCUGCAACCGCCGCUUCAGCCAGUCGUCCACGCUACGCAACCACGUCCGCCUCCACACCGGCGAGCGGCCCUACAAGUGUCACGUGUGCCAGAGCGCCUACUCGCAGCUGGCUGGGCUCCGCGCGCACCAGAAGAGCGCACGCCACAAGCCCGCCUUGGCCCCGGUCCCCGAGGCUACUGCGCAGGCGUCGCCGCCUCUUCCUCCUCCUCCUCCUGCCGCCGUCCAGCAAAUGGCGCCCGCGGUCCGCCACCACCACCAUCACAUUCCGAUGGUACACCACAUUCCCGCCUUGGUGCUCUGACAAGUAAGACAACACCAAAGAUGCACUUUAGCGAAGAGCUCGAGUGGAGAGGAGGCGCCACGCGUUCCAUUUAUGUGUUAACAAAGGGGGGGGGAAAAUCCUGAGACAACUCACCUAGCACGUGACCAAAGACUUGGAGGAAAAACAUUACGUGAUUGAAACAUCCAGAAACAGUCGUGAGAUACACACAGGGGUCACCAACCUUUUUGAAACAGAGCUACUUCUUUGCUACCGAUGAAUGCAAAGCGCUAACAGUUAGAUACACACCUCUGAAAUAACACAUUUACUCAAUUUGCUUUGAAUUAUGUUAUUAUUAAAAAUAUUCAUCUUGGUGAAUAAACUGAUCAUGUUAAUGAGUUCUCACAAUAAUAAUGAACAAUGAUUUAACAAGGUGGGAAGCAGAGAAAUAUCAAUAAGCAAAACUUUAUUCCCAUAAAUCUUGAAAGUUCUUACAGUUUCAAAGGAGCAUUUUACAACUUUUCUAGGAAAUCACAAUGUGCCAUCAAUUAAGUUAUUUUUAGCACAGGCCCGCGGGCUACGCAUGUGCUCCUUCGGAGCCCACGGGCACCGUGUUGGUGACCCCUGCGCCACGUGAUUGAAACAUCACGCCAAUCUGCGUGAACUCACACGUCAGGUGGUCGAGACUUCUCUCCCAUACGCUUCACUGAAUUUUAUUUAUAUAGCACUUUUCACAGAGCGGAGUCGCCAAGUGCUUCACAUAGUUAAAAUACAGUCAUACAUAAAGUACAUAAAAUACAGAGGCAAAAUGCAAAAAAAAAUAAAAUAGCUAACUGUAAAAUCGCCUGGCACGUGACCCAAAGACUUGAAUAAGACGACCCGCCUGUCACGUGAUCAAAGCAUCCCUCCAAUGCUCUCGGGCUCACACGUCACAUGACCCCAAUCCGAGCCGUUUCUAUGGAGUCGUUGGGCCCACACUUUUCAAAUAAAAUUGUCACUUUAAACUUGUACAGACCGAAAAAUUGUGUAAUAUUAAAAAAAAUAAGUAAAUGUAUGCUACUGUAUAUGUGAGUGUAAAUACAUUUGCGCUUCUUGUAUUCUAAAUAAA